Coffea arabica (coffee) is the source of this 366-nucleotide messenger RNA. The record is from RefSeq and is a predicted model, not a curated record. NCBI's taxonomy places the organism in Eukaryota, Viridiplantae, Streptophyta, Magnoliopsida, Gentianales, Rubiaceae.
AUGUCGGAUCAGUCCAGCGUCACUUCCACCGCAUCUCGGGCCCCUACCCAUCGUAGAGCCCUUAGGAUCCCUACCUCCUCUUCGUCUUCAUCUUCAUCUUCCCCUCCUCCUCUUUCCUCCUCUUCCGCUUCUAACCCCAACUUCCAUAUCCCCAACCUGCUCGAGCCCAUAAUCAUUAUGAGCUCUCCAUCUGUCCAUUCUCCUCCUGCCCGUAUCCUGGAGGAAGUGGCUGAGCUCGAUGCUCUCAUCGCGCAGCAAGCCACUUCCAUUCCUUCCCCCAAGUCCCCACAUGACUCCCCUGACGAAACCCAGGGAGAGGCAGGUGAGGAUAGGGAUUCCUCCGAGGGGACCCCUGCUCCUGAGUAG